Molecule: messenger RNA, 1851 nt
Organism: Ramularia collo-cygni
Lineage: Eukaryota; Fungi; Ascomycota; Dothideomycetes; Mycosphaerellales; Mycosphaerellaceae
Exons: 5
Coding region: 1-1851 (616 amino acids)
Biological process (GO): amino acid transmembrane transport
Cellular component (GO): membrane
Molecular function (GO): L-amino acid transmembrane transporter activity
Source: RefSeq, a predicted model, not a curated record
AUGCCUCUUAACGCUAAUGAAGAAGCUCUGUUGGGCAUUCUCCCAGCGACAACCGUGGAUCUGAAUCAUCAAAGAGUCGAAUAUGCACCCAAGGAGCGCAGCAAAAUAGGGAAAUGGACUGUCGUUGCUCUUGCUCUCAAUCGCACCAUCGGCUCAGGAAUCUUCUUGACACCACACACAAUCCUGGCAGGAACCGGAUGUGUUGGAGGAGCGUUAAUUCUCUGGGUACUAGGAGCGCUGAUCUCGACGUGUGGCCUGUAUACAUGGCUGGAGUGCAGCCUAUCCAUGCCCCAGCGUCGAGUUCGCGGCGAGGCCGAGCCACGAGGUGUUCCCAGAUCAGGAGGGGAGAAGAACUUCCUAGAGUUCAUGUUUCCCAACUCCCGACUACGACUACCACACAUCCGGACAACAUGUUCGUUUUCCAUCAUGUUUGUGUUGAUGUACAACUUGAGUGGCAAUGCCAUCUCGUUCGGCCUGCAAGUCCUGAUAGCAUCAGGAUACUACGACAAGUCCUCAGGGGAAGUGCCAGACCGAGGUAUAGUCAUCGGGAUCGCCGUCGCAGCACUAAGUGCAGUUGUUAUGAUACACAUGGUCUCCAGGAAACUCGGCAUCUGGAUCAACAACCUCUUUGCAAUCCUCAAAGUCGGAUUACUCUUGGCAAUAAUCUGUCUAGGAAUCGCCAAAGCAGCAGGAAAGUUUGGUGGGUCCGGAGAUGUGCCCCGGAAUAACUUUACGCGGGAUGUUUGGAAGACGCAGCGAUCUGAUGCCGCUUCUUGGUCGAACUCGUUGGUGCUCUGUCUCUAUGCAUUCAGUGGCUUCGAGCAACCGUUUUAUGUCCUGGCCGAAACAAAGAGUCCGAGAAGGUAUUUCCCGAAAUACACAGUUCUGGCGAUGAUCACAGCCGGAGUACUGUUCUUGCUCGUCAACAUCAGCUUUCUUCUAGUUGUAGACAAGGCCGACAUCAUACCUCAGGGUGCGAGUGAUAUCCCAGGCACGCUGGAUAUGGCCACUCGCUUCUUUGAUGGUCUCUGGGAGACUGACCCGCAGGGUGCCACGCGAGCCAUGGCUGCCAUCAUCGCGGUCUCGAUUUUCGGAAAUCUUUGGGUGAUGACCUUUACCGCCGCCCGAGUGAAGCAGGAGAUAGCCAAGGAGGGUAUAUUGGGAGGCAUUUCCCUCUACAUUGCCUCCUCAUACCGCACUCCAUGGGCUCUCUGCAAGCAGUGGUUCCGAGCAUCUACCCAGGGCGACGAGAUUGAACAAGCGCCCACGGCAGCCUUUGGACUCCACUGGUUCACUUCGGUCUUUCUGCUGGCCGUCACCGCUGCCAUUACCGAUCCUCGCAAGACCUACUUUGCGCUCGUCUCGCUCUACUCUUACACCAUCAUCUUGGUGCUAGGCUUCUGGGUCAGCAUAGGCCUGAUAUUGACCAAGAUGCGAAAGGAGAAGUUCCACUGGCAGGAGCGCCGCCGGUAUCGUCCAUGGCUCUCUCCUGCUCAUCCAAUCAUCUAUGGACUCGCAACGGGUUUCAUGCUCAUCGCAGCAUUCAUCCCGCCACAGCGAGGAUCGCCAUUCCACAGCUCCGUCACCGGAUUCGCGUGGUAUAUCAUCCCUACCGUUGGCAUCACCGCACCGCUCUGGGGAAUACUAUGGUACUGGGGUUUCUUGGUGUACGAAUCCAGAAUCAAGCAAAGACAGCUGGUGGUUACGCGAGAGGCGUACUGGGCCAAGGAUCCUGAUUGUCCUGGCGAGUACGUCCAGCUGGCCGAGAUCAUUGAUCACACGUGGGAGGUGGGAGCUCCGGAAGGACUAGAAGAUGAUGAGUUUGGGGGCAAUGUAAGGAAUUUGGGCUGA